CCUCGGCCCGCGCCCCGCGCCCCGCGCCCCGCGCUCGCUCUGCGUCCCGCUCCGCGCCCGCUCUGCGCCCGGCGCCCGGCUCCCUGCGGCGGGCGGCGGUCAUGAGGCUGCGGGCGCGCGGUCCCCGGGUCGCCCCCGCCUCCGGCGCGGGGGCCGGCGACGCGCGGCGGCUGGCGCCCCCGGGGCGGAACCCCUUCGUGCACGAGCUGCGCCUCGGCGCCCUGCGGAAGGCCCAGAUGGCCUUCAUGACGCUGACACUCUUCCCCAUCCGGCUGCUGCUCGUCCUGAUCGCGAUGCUGCUCGCCUGGCCCUUCACGUUCUUCACCACGCUGGGGUCCUCGGAGAGGGAGCCCGAGCCGUCCCCGGCCUCGUGGCGGAAGGUCGUGGACGUCCUGCUCAAGGCCAUCAUGCGCACCAUGUGGUUUGCCGGAGGCUUCCACUGGGUGGUGGUGAAGGGGCAGCAGGCCCCACCCUCUGAGGCUGCCAUCCUCACUCUGGCGCCCCAUUCCUCCUACUUCGACGCCAUCGCUGUCACCAUGACGAUGUCCUCCAUCGUGAUGAAGGCGGAGAGCAGGAACAUCCCAAUAUGGGGAACUCUGAUAAAGUACAUCCGGCCGGUGUUCGUGUCCCGGUCGGACCAGGAUUCCCGCAGGAAGACCGUGGAGGAGAUCAGGAGGCGGGCACAGUCGAACGGAAAGUGGCCACAGAUCAUGAUUUUUCCAGAAGGAACAUGUACCAACAGGACAUGCCUAAUUACCUUCAAGCCUGGUGCGUUCAUCCCAGGAGUUCCUGUCCAGCCUGUGGUUCUGCGGUACCCGAACAAACUGGACACCAUCACGUGGACGUGGCAAGGACCUGGAGCGUUGAAAAUCCUGUGGCUCACGCUCUGUCAGUUUCACAAUCGAGUGGAAAUCGAGUUCCUUCCCGUGUACAGCCCCUCGGACGAGGAGAAGAAGGACCCGGCCCUGUAUGCCAGCAACGUGCGGCGCGUCAUGGCAGAGGCCCUGGGCGUCUCGGUGACCGACUACACGUAUGACGAUUGCCAGCUGGCCCUGGCGGAAGGCCAGCUCCGUCUCCCCGCGGACACCUGCCUUCUCGAGUUCGCCCGGCUGGUGAGGGGCCUGGGGUUGAAACCAGAAACACUGGAGAAAGAUCUGGAUAAAUACUCCGACCGGGCCCAGACGCAGGGGGGACGCAGGGUGGGCCUCCCCGAGUUCGCCGAGUACCUGGGCGUCCCCGUCUCAGACACACUACGAGACCUGUUCUCCCUGUUUGAUGAGAGUGGAGACGGCACGAUGGAUCCUCGGGAGUAUGUCGUCGCCCUGUCCGUCGUCUGCCGGCCGUCCCGGACUCUGGACACCAUCCAACUGGCAUUCAGGAUGUACGGGUCACAGGACGGCUGCGUCGAUGAAGGCGCCCUGUCCAGCAUCCUCAAGACCGCCUUAGGCGUGGCCGAGCUCACCGUGACCGACCUCUUCCGGGCCAUCGACGAGGAGGAGACGGGGAGGAUCACGUUUGCCGACUUCCGCAGGUUUGCAGAAGCGUUCCCCGACUUUGCAGAGGACUACCUCUACCCUGACCAGACGCGUCCUGAGAGCUGCCCGCAGACGCCCCCAGCUCCAGCCCCCAACGGCUUCUGCGCUGACUUCAGCCCUGAAAACUCGGGCGUUGGGAGGAAACCUUUCCGGAAGAAACUGGACUAGGAUGAAGGUUUCUGGCAAGAUGAGGCGUCUCCGUGGCCCAGUCACCACCCGCCUCCACGUGGCCGUGCGCCCGCCGGCCUCAGGCCCAUCCACAAGACUCGGGCUCGCCACCCUGCUCCUCCGUGGACAGCCCCGCGUGAGGGAGGCCGCGUGGCCGGGUGCCUGUCCCCGUCGCCCGGACCAUCCUGGCUCGUUUCCACCACGGUCUCUGCCACGUCCCCGUUCGUGUCCCUUCUCGGCGGCUCGCCCGGCGGACGGGCCUCCACGUGCACGCGCGACACACGCUUGAGACCAGGGCGCGUCACGCGCGUUUCCAUCCCAGCACAGACCGUCCGCCGACCUUGGGGGUCACAGGCUGGCUGGGCCGCAUCUAAUUUUAAACGUUUCUGUAUCUGUGGGCGCUCGCGGGCGUUUUAUAAACUUCGUUUAGAUACUUCGGGAAGCUCACAGCGUUUUUUAAAAAAAAAAAAACAAAACUUGUUUUCUACUUCAUUUUUCCUUUCAGGGCUAGA
This is a messenger RNA of Felis catus (domestic cat), 2215 nucleotides long. It is a transcript of the gene LPCAT1, whose product is annotated as lysophosphatidylcholine acyltransferase 1. Lineage: Eukaryota; Metazoa; Chordata; Mammalia; Carnivora; Felidae. Gene Ontology annotation, molecular function: calcium ion binding. The transcript is spliced from 14 exons. The record is from RefSeq and is a predicted model, not a curated record. Bases 102 to 1703 code for a protein of 533 amino acids.